Orcinus orca (killer whale) is the source of this 3260-nucleotide messenger RNA. RefSeq names its product MDM2 proto-oncogene (gene MDM2). Gene Ontology annotation, cellular component: nucleus. Gene Ontology annotation, molecular function: identical protein binding; ubiquitin protein ligase activity. Lineage: Eukaryota; Metazoa; Chordata; Mammalia; Artiodactyla; Delphinidae. Bases 450 to 1925 code for a protein of 491 amino acids. The transcript has 12 exons. Gene Ontology annotation, biological process: negative regulation of apoptotic process; regulation of cell cycle. The record is from RefSeq and is a predicted model, not a curated record.
CCGCGGCUUCCGGCGCGCUGCGCUCGGACGGCAGGGGGCGUGCAUCCGCCGUACCUCGGCCAGCUCGGCACCUUUGGGGGCCUGUGCGGCCCGGUGUGACUGGAAGGAAAAUGGAGCAAGAAGCCUAGCCUGAGGGGUAGCUCUUACCCCUCUGACCGAGGUCCUGCCGCUUUUGCCGCUAGGAGCCUCCUUCUCCUUCGGACCUAGUGAGUUCGAGCGCCCCGGCGGCCUGGGCCCGGCGAGUGGAAUGGUCGCCGAGGCCCAAGGCGUCGGGCUUCCGCGCGCCCCGUGACGGGAACUAGGAAGCCUCGAGGUACGGCUCCCUCACCCACCCCGCCGACUCCAGGCGCGGCAAACCCCAAUUAGUGAGCAGCAGCUGUAUUCACUGGCUGUUUGAGAGAGAGAACCUGUGGUCACCGACCUGUAGCAUUUUCUGCUGAUGUAGGCAAAUGUGCAAUACCAACAUGUCUGUGUCUACUGAUGGUGCUGUAAGCACCUCACAGAUUCCAGCUUCGGAACAAGAGACCCUGGUUAGACCAAAGCCAUUGCUUUUGAAGUUGUUGAAGUCUGUUGGUGCACAGAAGGACACCUAUACUAUGAAAGAGGUUAUAUUUUAUCUUGGCCAGUAUAUUAUGACUAAACGAUUAUAUGAUGAGAAACAACAGCAUAUUGUGUAUUGUUCAAAUGAUCUUCUAGGGGAUUUGUUUGGAGUGCCAAGCUUCUCUGUGAAAGAGCACAGGAAAAUAUAUACAAUGAUUUAUAGAAACUUGGUGAUAGUCAAUCAGCAGGAACCAUCAGAUUCAGGCACAUCUGUGAGUGAAAACAGGUGUCACCUUGAAGGUGGGAGUGUUCAAAAGGACCUUGUGCAAGAGCUACAGGAAGAGAAACCUUCAUCUUCAGAUUUGGUUUCUAGACCAUCUACCUCAUCUAGAAGGAGAGCAGUUAGUGAGACAGAAGAAAAUUCAGAUGAAUUACCUGGUGAACGACAAAGAAAGCGCCACAAAUCUGAUAAUAUUUCCCUUUCCUUUGAUGAAAGCCUUGCUCUGUGUGUAAUAAGGGAGAUAUGUUGUGAAAGAAGCAGUAGCAGUGAAUCGACAGGGACUCCAUCAAAUCCGGAUCUUGAUGCUGGUGUAAGUGAACAUUCAGGUGAUUGGUUGGAUCAGGAUUCAGUUUCAGAUCAAUUCAGUGUAGAAUUUGAAGUUGAGUCUCUGGAUUCAGAAGAUUAUAGCCUUAGUGAAGAAGGACAAGAACUCUCAGAUGAAGAUGAUGAGGUAUAUCGAGUUACUGUGUAUCAGGCAGGGGAGAGUGAUACAGAUUCAUUUGAAGAAGAUCCUGAAAUUUCCUUAGCUGACUAUUGGAAGUGUACUUCAUGCAGUGAAAUGAAUCCUCCCCUUCCACCUCAUUGCAACAGAUGUUGGGCCCUUCGUGAAAAUUGGCUUCCUGAAGAUAAAGGGAAAGAUAAAGGGAAAAUGUCUGAGAAAGCCAAACUAGAAAACUCAGCACAAGUAGAAGAGGGCUUUGAUGUCCCUGACUGUAAGAAAUCUACAGUGAAUGAUUCCAAAGAAUCAUGUGUUGAGGAAAAUGAUGAUAAGAUCACACAAGCCUCCCUAUCCCAAGAAAGUGAGGACUAUUCUCAGCCAUCAACUUCUAAUAGUAUCAUUUAUAGCAGCCAAGAAGAUGUCAAAGAGUUGGAGAGGGAAGAAACACAAGACAAAGAAGAAAGUGUGGAAUCUAGUUUUCCUCUUAAUGCCAUUGAACCUUGUGUGAUUUGCCAAGGUCGACCUAAAAAUGGUUGCAUAGUCCAUGGCAAAACAGGACAUCUUAUGGCAUGCUUUACAUGUGCCAAGAAGCUAAAGAAAAGGAAUAAGCCCUGCCCCGUAUGCAGACAACCAAUUCAAAUGAUUGUGCUAACUUAUUUCCCCUAGUUGAACUACCUAUAAAAGUAGAAUUAUAUAUUUCUAACUAUAUAAGCCCCAAAAUUUAGACAUGAAAUUUAUUUUUAUUUUUUUAGCUGUAUCAAAGCAAGAAAGUAUCUUACUACAUGUAGAUUUCUCCCAAUAGUGAAUAGUUACUUCCUUUUAGGAAAAUGCCCCUUCUGUUGAUAUUUUAUAUUUGGGUUUUAAUGUAAUUUGGAUUGGAUAUAGAGUUCAUCCUUUACCCCUCUACCCCCUUUUUUUUUUUUUUUGGGCUGCACCGCUCUGCAUGUGGAUCUUAGUUCCCCAACCAGGGAUCAAACCUGCGCCCCCUGCAGUGGUAGUACAGUCUUAACCACUGUACCAUCAGGGAAAUUCCUACUGCUCGUUAUUUAAAAUAAUUUCCACUUUCUCUUAAAUGAGAAGUAUCUGACCUUUUAAAAAAUAUGUAAGUAGGACAUUUAAAUGUAACUUAUUCAGUACCUUUCAUGUAAGGAGGAAAAGUUCGUGUGAAAGAUUUAAUAUUUAAAUUUUACAUACUCUUAAACUUUCCAAUCCUUAGUUUCUCUAGUCUUCAGAGCCUCUUAAAAUAAGUCCCCUGCAUAUGAACCUUCAAAUUGCCAACUUUCAAAGAUGCGAAUGUGAGCUGGCAUGUCCAGUCACGAAAGUUCACGUGAGUGGAGUACGUUGUCACGUGCGUGCAUCCCCUACAAAUGGUUGUGCUUUUGUGUACUUUACUGUGUAGAGUACAGUAGUAUAGUAUCUUUAUUUCAAGCCCAGGAUGUCUGGAAGCAAGCAUAAAAGUAGCAGUGAUGUAGCUAAUACUGCUGAUGGAAACAAAAGUGAAAAUAAUUGAGAGUGGAGUGACAAGAGGAAGAAGUAUCAGAAGAACCAAAGAGAUUCACGAUGCAGAAAAUGGCAAGGGUUUUUUCUUUAUUUGAGGAGGCACUGUUAGUUUUUGAGGCACAGGACCCGAACGUAGAGUGGUACACGAAGGUUGCAGCAGCCGUUCAGAAUGCAAUCCAGUGCUACCGUGUUAUCUAUGAGGAGAAAAAAAGAGCUACUAGACAUCAUGGGAUCGGUUUUUCAAGAGGGUAGGUAGAAUUGAAUCCAGCAAGGAACCAGAACCUGUGCCAUCAAUGUCAGGUGUGAGUGAAAUUGCAGCUUGCCCUCCAUCUCCUGUUGCUGACAAUCCUUCAACUCUGUCAUCUCCCACCUCUUCUCCCUGCUUCAGUCAGUAACUCUCCUUGCCUGUUCACUUGAUGCCAGCCCCUGUAUGCCAGCUGUUGUACUGUACUACUGUACUUUUCAAGGUACUGUACUGUAAGAUUAAAAAUGUUUUCUUUA